UGGGGUUAUGUUUUCAAAACAAGCAAAAAGCAAACACUCAACCUGUGCACUCAACUCAACAAAAACCAACAACAGUGAGAGAUUAUUGAAAACUACUUAGGUAAUUUAAUAGAAAACGCUCGAGAAAACGUUAAUGAGAAUUCUUCAAAGUUCAAUUUCACAAUAAUAACAUGAAAGGUGAUAAUAGCAAUAAAAAGGACUCAAAGGAGAAGAUUGCAGUUCCAAAAUAUGGGUUCAAAGUGAACUUAGAUCAUGAAUACCCAGAACCACGGACCCCCAAUUUCGUUCCUUCUUUUAGGAUUAUCUGGGACCUUCUACCUAUGAUUAUGAGAUACCUCUGGUACUACAUAACGUAUAAAAUCAGAGGAAAAUCAAUCGUUAUGGAUUACGUUAACUUGCAAAGAGGGAAGAUGAUUUACGGUGUUCCACUUGGUGGAAUAGGAUCUGGAACUAUAGGCAGAGGAUAUAAAGGGGAAUUUUGCAGAUUUCAAUUGAGGCCUGAUCUGUGUGAAUACAAUACCGUAGAUGCAAAUCAGUUUAUUGUGACUAUUAAAGAUGAGAACCAGGAUACUAUAUUUCAGAGUUGUUUAUCAACAUACAAAAAAAAAUCCUUAAGUUCGUGGAAAAGUCUGCUCGAUGGUAGCAAAUGCAAAUAUACAGGCUUAUAUCCCAGAGCUUGGACAGAAUACGACUUAUCAAAAUAUGGUGUUAAGCUCACUUGUAGACAAAUUAGCCCAGUGAUUCCUCAUGAUUAUGAGAGCAGCUGCUUGCCAUGUGCAGUAUUUGUAUGGGACAUAGAAAAUAUUGGCGAUGAAGAAAGAUCUGUGACAAUAUCGUUGACUUUUAAAAGUGGUACUGGAACUAAGAAACUAGAUAAAGAAUCCACAAGUUCUUCAAAAUGCUUUGCCUAUCAAAAUUUGGAAGGUGUAAUUUUGUAUCAUGCGUUGGAAAAAAUGCUAUGUGCCUAUACUUUAGCUAUUAAAUCCACAGAUAAAGUUAACGUUUCGAAAUGCUUAUACUUUAAUCCAAACUCGAACGGAUCUACAAUAUGGGACCAACUAAAUCAAAAUGGAGAGUUUGAAAAAGUUUCAAAAAAAUCUCCAAGAACUCGUCACACGUUUGGCGAAAUGGCCGUAGCAGUGGCAGGGAAAACCAAAAUUUCGACGCAAAGUAAACAAAGUAUAGAAAUGGUUUUGGCAUGGGACAUGCCCAAUAUCAUCUACCCCGUAGAUCAAAAAAAAUACUCCAGGUUUUACACUGAGCAAUUUGGUAAAGAGAAUGCUGCUCUAAAGAUUGUCGAUUUUGCAAUGGAAAAUUAUGAAAAAUGGGAGGAUGGAAUAUUCAAUUGGCAAAAGCCAGUAUUAGACGACAGUGAACUACCAGACUGGUACAAAUCAGCACUAUUCAACGAAUCAUAUUUUAUAAGUGAUGGAGGCACGAUGUGGCUCUCUGUAGAUGACGAAUUAAAGAAACAGCUCAGUGACAGCGACCCUAGGAAAACCUUUGGUAGAUUCGCCUACCUAGAAGGCCACGAAUACCGCAUGUACAACUCGUACGAUGUACACUUUUACGCCUCUCAUGCGCUCAGCAAAAAUUGGCCCGAAUUACAGAAAAGUCUUCAUUAUGACUUGAGGGAUUAUGUAUUUUUGGAACUACCUGAUAAAAUGAAGAUGUUGUAUAAUGGAGAUGUGGUGGAAAGGAAGAAACCGGAUAGUGUACCGCAUGAUGCUGGGGAUCCAGGUGAAAGUCCGUUUACAUUGAUAAACUCUUAUCCCAUACAUGACGUGAGCAACUGGAGAGAUUUGAACCCGAAAUUUGUGUUGCAAACUUAUAGGGAUGCUACCACUACUGGUAAAAUUAACGUACAAUAUGUCCAAGACAUGUAUAAGGCUUGUGAUACAGUAAUGCGCAAAUCACUCGUUUAUGAUAUUGAUAAUGACGGACUAAUUGAGAAUUCGGGCGAGCCGGAUCAGACUUUCGACAGUUGGGUUAUGAUCGGAUCAAGUUCUUAUUGUGGUGGUCUUUGGCUAGCCGCCCUUUAUGCCAUGACACAAAUGGCAGAAUGUUUACAAAAAUUAGACGACGAAAAGUUUUACAAAAAAAUACUGAAAAAAGGCGUUGCGUCUUUCAACAAAAAACUCUGGAACGGAAAGUAUUAUAAUUUCGAUUGUUCGGAAAAUCAAAGUCGCAGCGUUAUGGCGGACCAGCUUAAUGCUCAAUGGUAUUUGGGGUGUAUUGGAGAUGGAGGAAAAUAUCCGGUAUUUCCAAAAGUCAACGUCCAAAGUGCUCUUAGGUCAAUUUAUGAAAACAACGUACUGUGUUUCUGUGAAGGUAGCAUGGGGGCCGUGAAUGGAUUCAUAAAUGGCCAAGUAGAUACCGUAACUGUUCAAAGUCAAGAAGUAUGGACUGGAGUGACUUAUGCUUUAGCCGCAACUAUGAUACAAGAAGGCAUGAUAGAAGAAGGUUUCAAAACUGCAGGAGGAAUGUUUCAAUCGAUGACUGAACGUUUCGGAAUGAUUUUCGAUACUCCAGAAGCGCUCUAUUGUGAAUCACAUUAUAGAGCAAUUGGCUAUAUGAGGCCUUUGAGUAUUUGGUCUAUGCAGUUGGCUUGGGAGAAAAGAAAAUUGGUUGUUGGUUGAAAAGGGGAUGAUUGAUUUUUAUUCUCAGCUUUUCUAUCAUCAUUAGUGAGUAUUUGAUUUGUUUUUUUGUUAAAUUUGAUAAUUUUUAAUUAUGUAUAACCACAGUAUUUAUUGCAAAAUGUUAGUAUUAUUAUCGUUGAUUUGAAAUUUUAUUUAUCAUUUUAUUUUGUAAAAAAAUAUUUAAAAUAAAGAGAAACUAGGUACA
Molecule: messenger RNA, 2844 nt
Organism: Ceutorhynchus assimilis (cabbage seed weevil)
Lineage: Eukaryota; Metazoa; Arthropoda; Insecta; Coleoptera; Curculionidae
Source: the annotation of a GenBank genome assembly